AUGUCGCUAACGUCACCGUCUCGCUAUGCUUUCUUCAAGAACGAAGAGAAGCCCCAGAAAGGCAAGUCUGAAGAGGGUGAACCUGAAGGCAAGCCAAUUGAGGGAAAGUCCGAGAAAGACAAAACCAAGCAAGACAAGCCUAAGGGUAACAAACCGGAUGACAAGCCUGAAUCUGGAAAGCCCAAGGAGCACAGUCCCAAAAUUGGCAAGCCCAAGGUGGAACAGCCCAAGGUGGACAAACCACAAGGCAGGCCCAAUCAGAACCAGAUUAUAAGUGUUCCCAGGCCCGGAUGGCCCCCAUUUCCCCACUUCAUGAGCUACCAAGAAAACUACUUCGACUGGCAGCUGCUCCAGUUUUACAAUCAUGCCUUCACGGUUGAUCCAGCCAAUCGUGCUGCAGACCUGCCUCAGUCGCUGGUGUUUCUGUACCGCCAAGCAGAGCCCUCGCUGGAUGGUUCAGUCGUUUCAGAGCCAUCGAGAGCACCCAAGCUUCCUAUACGAGGCCGUCCACGGAAAUCACAAAGUCCCGUGGAAACCCCUAAAAAGCCUGAUAGAAGCGCCGUCCGCGGUGAGGGACUUCCAGGAACCAUAUGGCUCUACACCACCGGAGACCAGGUUCGUCGAAACCAGCCAGAGUAUGCGGGGAAUCUAGAUUUUGGCAUUUCCCAGCGGUACGCCGCCAGCAACCCGGCUGCCGAGGUAAGUCGCCAGACUUUGGCCACUGUUCGUCUGGAGUUUGCAGCCACCGAUGCCUACCGUGCAAGCCUGCGCCGGCGCCAGAAAAACGAGGCUAGUAGCGACGGCCUGGUGCGGAAAAAGCGCAAGCUCAAUGGCUGCGAAUGGAAGCCGGAGCUGUUGUAUAAAACAUACAGCGAGUGCAAGCCUGAAUUUUUUGAUGGCAGCGACUACAACGACCAUGUGCCUGCGUCGCUGUGUUUUGGGUUGAUCAACAUGAGAGCCCCCAAGGCGUGGAGAAGAGGACCUCGGAAGCAUUUGCAGCAGAGAAGCGGCACCAAGAGAGUUCGCGCUCGCGCCAGGCCCAAGAGCCCGGAGCCUCUGCUGGAGCUUCUGCCGGAGCUUCUGCCUCUGCCGGAGCCUCUGCCUCUGCCUGAAUAUUCUCCCGAGUAUCUGCCGCCACCGCCACAAGUAACGCAAUUUGCCACAGAAUCGUUGAAUACAACGCCUGAAGCUAAAAACUCGCCAAAGAAUGGAAGCAAUGUUCCGAAAUUCACCACCCAGGCGGAGUUUGAGGCCGAGCAGGCAAGCGCUCGCGCCAGGCUGCAGCAGGACAGAAUCGAGGCCUACUGCCGGCAGUAG
Candidozyma duobushaemuli is the source of this 1317-nucleotide messenger RNA. It is a transcript of the gene FGR12, whose product is annotated as Fgr12p. Lineage: Eukaryota; Fungi; Ascomycota; Pichiomycetes; Serinales; Metschnikowiaceae. The transcript has a single exon. The record is from RefSeq and is a predicted model, not a curated record. Bases 1 to 1317 code for a protein of 438 amino acids.